AUGUCAGGGAAACGGCUGUACCUCAAGGGAGAAAAGAACACCACCAGCGGGAGAUUCUCAUUCGGGGAAUCUACCGAUAUGGAUUCCCUGGCCCCCAAGUUACUAGCCGGGAGAUGGAGGAAAGCCCUGCCAUUUAAGGAGUUCCCAUCGAGCCUCCGUGUGGCGAAGCUUGCUUCGGGUGAGAAUGUUGACAUCACAAUGACGUUUGACGAUGGAGAGAAGGGUCGUGGAAAUGUGGUUCAGGCACGAGAUGCACUUCGGGAGGUCCGAAUCCAGUUGCCUCCAGAGAUGUUCGAUUUGUCGAGGAUUGUGUGUGGGACGUUUGUUGACGCUAGGCAUCUGGUGCUUCGUGGAGUGAAUGGGUCGGCCUUGUUGUUUGCUAGGUCUUGUUUGGAUCAGUAA
Molecule: messenger RNA, 402 nt
Organism: Linum tenue
Lineage: Eukaryota; Viridiplantae; Streptophyta; Magnoliopsida; Malpighiales; Linaceae
Source: the annotation of a GenBank genome assembly